Molecule: messenger RNA, 1053 nt
Organism: Tricharina praecox
Lineage: Eukaryota; Fungi; Ascomycota; Pezizomycetes; Pezizales; Pyronemataceae
Product: cyclin-like protein
Exons: 3
Coding region: 1-1053 (350 amino acids)
Biological process (GO): positive regulation of DNA-templated transcription, elongation; regulation of transcription by RNA polymerase II
Cellular component (GO): nucleus; cyclin/CDK positive transcription elongation factor complex
Molecular function (GO): cyclin-dependent protein serine/threonine kinase activator activity
Source: RefSeq, a predicted model, not a curated record
AUGGGCGAUGAGGUAACGCCUUCGGUGACCGAGUGGGAAUCGCAAUGGCUCUUCGCGGAGGAGGAGCUCCUGCAGACUCCGUCGGUGCUGGACGGAAUCUCUCCCGAGUCGGAACGCGAAAUGCGAUCAAAGGGCUGCAACUUCAUCACGCAGCUCGGAAUUCAGUUGAAGCUUCCACAGCUUACUCUGGCGACGGCGUCAACGUAUCUACACCGCUUCUAUAUGCAGAACUCGUUGAAAAAACAUCACUAUUAUGAGACGGCGGCAACUUCGCUAUUUCUCGCGACAAAGGUUGAAGAGAACAUGCGCAAAUUCGGCGAGAUCGUGGCGGCAUGCGUGCGCGCUGCACAAAAGAACCUCAAGAUGGAGGUACACCGCGACGACAAAGAAUUCUGGCGCUGGAAAGACUGCAUCCUCAGCAAGGAGGAGUACCUUUUAGAAUCGAUCUGCUUUGACGUCACGGUCGAGGUUCCCUACAAUCAUCUUCUCGACUACACCCACCUGCUCGGCGUGCAGACACGGCAGCUAAUACGGACCGCGUGGACGUUCCUUAACGAUGCAACGUUGACAAUGCUGUGCAUCCUAUAUCCGCCCAAGACUAUUGCUGCAGCAGCCCUCUACUGCGCGGCGAAGCACUGCAAUGUCGAGUUCCCGGACCAGGAUGACAAGCCGUGGUGGGAGAUCAUUGGCGUCAAGAUCAAAGAUAUCAAGAAGUGCUGCAACUACAUGGCAUUGGUUUAUGAAAAUAAUCCUCUCAGGGGCGAUGACCGGCCCAAGUACGUCACGACCCCUGAGGGCGGUCCAGAAACGACAAAGACAAGACAGAGAGCCUACGGCACUGCAUCGCCUCUGCCGGAGAAGCGCUCGCGGGACCCCUCCGGCGACGCCCCGGACUCCGAGAGCGAUCGCAAACGACCCCGAGUGGAAGAGGUGCGGAACGGCGGAGAUCCUCCAUCCGCUAGUCGGCCGAAAGAGGAGCCUGCCGCUGCCACCACCGAGAACCAGCCGGCCAAUGACAACCCCGAUCUUGAGGAGGGGGAGGUGGAUGACUGA